GUAAAAAAAAAAUUGCCGAAUUCAAAAUGAAAAUUAGACAUAUGCACACCAUAUAACGACGCGCACACUACCUACACUACGGCUUGUUUGCAUUCACGCUGAACAUGUUUUACAUAAAGUUGUACAAUUUUGUUUGUGUUUUAUUGUUUACUGUAGUGCUACCGUUACCGUCUGCCAAGCCAAACAAAACUUGCGGAUCGGAGUACAACGAUGAAGUAUCGUCGUCGGAGAAAAUACUUCGGUGGUUGACCGAUCCAUGUCGGUACGACAAAACAGUGGCUCCCGGAAAACUCGUCGCACACAAUCCAAUCGUCGUGUUCACUAGGAUUCAUGUCUACCAUUUGACUUCUGUGUACCCGCGAAACCUGGACUUUAAAGUACGGAUACUGUUACAAUUCCGGUGGAAAGACGUCCGACUAGCAUUUGACAAUUUAGCACCGAUGGACUCUUCCGAAGUGGUAUGCCAAAAGGGUAUAUUGGAGCGAAUAUGGUUACCGAACGUGUACAUUGCCAACGAGAAACACUCACUGACGGUGGCCGACAUGACCGAAGACCUGAUGGUCACUGUGUUACCGGACGGGACCGUGAUGUUAUCGGUCAGGUUGAAGACAUCCGUGUUUUGUUGGGUGAAGCUAGGCAGAUUCCCGUUCGACCGCCAACAGUGUCAUUUGAUCAUGGAAACCUGGAGGUACGACACCACACAGUUGGUGCUUGAAUGGGAAGUAGAAUCACCGGUCACCGCAGCCCUGAAUGAUAACUCGUGGGUGCCUUAUCUGACGGAAUACAAAUUGCUGAAAAUUAUACCGCACAGCUCCGAACACUACGUUGAACCAAUUUCUCUGGACCCGACUUCUACUUACCGUUACACAUCGUUGACGUUAACGUUCCUAUUGGCCAGAGAGUACGGGUUCUAUAUCAUGGACUAUUACGUGCCUGGCAUAUUGUUGGUGACAAUUUCGUGGGUGUCGUUUUGGAUGGCACCCGACGCGACACCCGCGCGUGUCGCAAUCGGUACAAGCACAAUGCUCACAUACUUCCAGCUGGGUGUCGAUACGGGUUCCAAGCUACCUAAUGUGUCCUAUAUUAGAUCCAACGACUUGUGGUUUAUCGUGUGUACCGCGUUCAUAUUUCUCUCGUUGGCUGAAUUCGCGUUUGUCAACACGAUAUGGCGAUACGGUUGUCAUCCCGUCAAGUUAAAAAGCAAAUCCAACAAACAAAUGUUUAAGUCAUCGAUCAAAGCGAGCAAAAUGUCCAAGGGGAUAGUCAAUAACGACCGACCGCGACAAACCAUCGCAGCCGGCAGUUUAUUUCUCGACGGAAUAAGGCUACAGAACAAUAUAAUGUCGAUGUCAUACAACGUUGUCUCCGUUAUGGUGAAAAUAACCAAUACGAAAAACAGCAUUUCAGAAUAGAUAUCAAGUGAAAACUGUAUUACGCCUGCAUUGUACACUAUAUAAUAUUUACUAUAUUAUAGUACGGCUAAAGAAAAGGAGCCACCAUCAUAAUUCUUAUCGUCCGUUUUUCACCAGAGUUAUAGUCUAUAUAUAUAGGCUAUACUGCUAUAGUAAAUCUAAUUUAUUGUUUCCCUGCGUAAAAAUAAUUAUGUAGGUAUUAUAGUAUUAUACCUAAGAAAAAAAAUUAAUGUGUUCUCAGAUGUUGACUCUAACUAGUGACUGUAGAUAUUUGAAAUUUUUGCAAGCUGAUCCUAAUAAUAUUUUGUAUAAUAUGCACUACCAAUAUAUUAUGAUUUAAAAUUUGUUCAAUUCGUGAUUUAAUAUUCGGUGAAAUACUGUAGUGCGGUGUUCAAAACAUCCAUAGGUGACAUACAAACUAGAUGUACCUAUAGACCUUAUGUAUAGAUAAUAGAUAUUAUAUAUUCAAUAUCUAUACUAGAUUAUAAGUUACCUCUAUAAUAAUACCUUAAGUAGGUAUAGGCGGGACGCGGGUAUAAUAUAGUUUUUAUUUUUAUUUUUAUUUGUUCUUACAUCUUUGCUUAUUUAGUUCUUCCUAACAACCCAUCAUUUUUGAAAAGUUCAAUUGGUUUUUAGUAUUAUAACAAGAAAUGUAUUGGCAUUGCAAAUUAAAACAGUAACAGUUUUAGAAUAUUAUAAUAAUAUAAAGGUACCUAUACCCGGUAUAGGUACCGUUAUUAUUGUCUCAGUGCCUCAUGAAAUCGAUUUCAAUUUUAGUUUAAUUUUUGUUAUGAAGGGUGGGGGGAGUGAUGCAUAGGAUAUAUAGGAAAAUUAAGACAAUUUUUGGCGGUCCAUAUUUUUUCCUUCCGCGGGCCGGACAUGGCCCCCGGGCCGCCUAUUGUCGACCCCUGCUAUACCGUAUACCAGAUGUCCAGAUACCUAUGAGACUAUAUACAUACAAAUAAAAUAUUCUACAACCUUCUAGGUACCUACUACCCAUGUCUUAUACCUAUUUCCUU
Molecule: messenger RNA, 2431 nt
Organism: Acyrthosiphon pisum (pea aphid)
Lineage: Eukaryota; Metazoa; Arthropoda; Insecta; Hemiptera; Aphididae
Product: glycine receptor subunit alpha-4-like
Exons: 9
Coding region: 105-1412 (435 amino acids)
Biological process (GO): monoatomic ion transmembrane transport
Cellular component (GO): membrane
Molecular function (GO): transmembrane signaling receptor activity; extracellular ligand-gated monoatomic ion channel activity
Source: RefSeq, a predicted model, not a curated record